GCCCCCCGGGGUCCCCUUGGCUUCCUCCUCCUCCUCCUCCUCCUUGUCGUGGAGCUGGAGCAGAGGAGGACUUCUUGGAUCGGCGUUGGCUCCUCCUCCUCCUCCUCCGUUGCUACCUGUGCCGCCUCCAUCUCUCUUCGCAGAAGAAGCUCCUCAGCAGCCGCCGCCGCCGAGGGGAAGAGGAGGAAGAAGAGGAAGGCAGCAGGCACUCCUUUCCCCCAAAAGGAAGGAUGAGCAUCAAAAGCAGCCUUAGCCUCAGCAGCAGCGAUUCGAAUUAAGAAAGGACUCCUUGCAUCAGGCUCUCCAUCCUCCGAGGCGCCUUCGGAGGAGCAUCCUUUGGGCAAGGAAGGCUGAGGAGCAUCGGAUCGCCUCCCUCCUGCUGCUCCUCCUGCUCCUCCCGAUCCUUGGAAGGGAGGCCAGGGGUGGGUGGGGGGGAGGGUCGCCGGUGAAGAAGAGCCUUGGAAGGGACUCCAGCCGCCUGGCCGAGUGAGGCCGGCCUUGGGCGCUUCUCCUCCUCCUCCUCCUCCUCCUCCUCCUCCUUCUUCUUCUUCCCCGCCGGACGGCACUAUGGCCGGGGAUGGCUUGCACCUCGGGCGGCGGCAGCUGGGCGGGCAGCGGCAGGAGCUCUCCGGAGCCCCGGCGGCGUGCCUUGCCCGCUGUUAGCCAUGGCAAAUGGCAGUGGAGGCGGCGGAGGAGGCGGCGGAGGAGGAGGAGGCGGCGGCGGAGGCAGCGGUAGUAGCUACUACUCCGGCGGAGGUGGUGGUGGAGGAGGAGGAGGAGGUGGAGGAGGAAGCAGCAGCAGCAGCGGCGGCGGGAGCAGCAGCAGCGGCAACAUUAGGAUGAGCAGCCCCCUAAGCGGCAGCGGGAGCAGCCUCAACGCCGACUCGUCCUCGGCCCCGGCCCGGCCCUCCAACGCCCUGAUCAUCCCCAUCACCAUGGAAGUGCCCUGCGACAGCGGGCAGCGCAUGUGGUGGGCCUUCCUGGCCUCCUCCAUGGUCACCUUCUUCGGGGGGCUCUUCAUCAUCCUCCUCUGGAGGACCCUCAAGUACCUGUGGACCGUCUGCUGCCACUGCGGGGCCAAGGAGAAGGAGGCCCAGAAGAUAAAUGUCAGUGCAGAACCCCAGGCGGAUGGGGACUUGAAACCCACAGAUGAGAAAGAGGAAACCGUAGCAGCAGAAGUGGGCUGGAUGACCUCUGUUAAAGACUGGGCAGGGGUGAUGAUUUCAGCCCAAACUUUAACUGGCAGAGUCCUUGUUGUUUUAGUCUUCGCUCUUAGUAUUGGUGCUCUUGUAAUAUACUUCAUAGAUUCGUCAAACCCAAUAGAAUCUUGCCAGAAUUUCUACAAAGAUUUCACGUUACAGAUAGACAUGGCUUUCAACGUGUUCUUCCUGCUCUACUUUGGUUUGCGUUUCAUAGCAGCCAACGACAAGCUGUGGUUCUGGCUGGAAGUAAACUCAGUGGUAGAUUUCUUCACAGUCCCUCCAGUGUUUGUUUCAGUGUAUUUAAACAGAAGUUGGCUGGGUUUAAGAUUUUUACGAGCUCUUAGACUGAUACAGUUCUCAGAAAUUUUGCAGUUUCUGAAUAUCCUUAAAACAAGUAAUUCCAUCAAGUUGGUGAAUCUGUGCUCAAUAUUUAUUAGCACAUGGCUGACAGCAGCUGGAUUUAUACAUUUGGUGGAGAACUCAGGGGAUCCAUGGGAAAACUUCCAAAAUAACCAAGCGCUUACAUAUUGGGAAUGUGUUUAUUUACUAAUGGUUACUAUGUCCACUGUUGGUUAUGGAGAUGUUUAUGCAAAAACAACCCUUGGUCGCCUUUUCAUGGUCUUCUUCAUCCUCGGGGGAUUGGCCAUGUUUGCCAGCUACGUCCCUGAAAUCAUAGAGUUAAUAGGAAACCGCAAGAAAUAUGGUGGUUCCUAUAGUGCGGUUAGUGGAAGAAAGCACAUUGUUGUCUGUGGCCACAUAACAUUGGAAAGUGUGUCCAACUUCCUGAAGGACUUCCUGCACAAGGACAGGGAUGAUGUGAACGUAGAAAUCGUCUUUCUGCAUAAUAUCUCCCCUAACCUUGAGUUGGAAGCUCUUUUUAAACGACACUUCACUCAGGUGGAAUUUUUUCAGGGUUCAGUUCUCAAUCCGCAUGACUUGGCUAGAGUAAAGAUAGAGUCAGCAGACGCGUGCCUAAUCCUUGCCAACAAAUACUGCGCUGACCCAGAUGCUGAGGAUGCCUCCAAUAUUAUGAGAGUAAUUUCCAUAAAGAAUUAUCAUCCAAAAAUAAGAAUAAUUACCCAGAUGCUGCAGUAUCACAACAAGGCCCAUCUGCUGAAUAUCCCAAGCUGGAAUUGGAAGGAAGGGGAUGAUGCAAUCUGCCUUGCAGAGCUCAAGCUGGGCUUCAUCGCCCAGAGCUGCCUGGCACCAGGCCUAUCGACAAUGCUGGCCAACCUCUUUUCCAUGAGGUCAUUCAUAAAGAUUGAAGAAGAUACGUGGCAGAAAUACUACCUGGAAGGAGUUGCUAAUGAAAUGUAUACAGAGUAUCUUUCUAGUGCCUUUGUCGGUCUGUCAUUCCCUGCUGUUUGUGAACUGGUUUUUGCGAAGUUAAAGCUCUUAAUGAUAGCCAUAGAAUACAAGUCGGAAAAACGGGAAAGCAGAAGCCGAAAGCGUAUAUUAAUCAAUCCUGGAAACCAUGUGAAGAUUCAAGAGGGUACUUUAGGAUUCUUCAUUGCAAGCGAUGCCAAAGAAGUAAAAAGGGCAUUUUUUUACUGCAAGGCCUGUCACGAUGACAUCACAGAUCCCAAAAGGAUAAAAAAAUGUGGCUGCAAACGACUGAUCUAUUCCAAGAUGUCCAUCUACAAGAGAAUCAAACUGGCAUGUUGUUUUGAUUGCGGACGCUCUGAGCGUGACUGCACUUGCAUGUCAGGCAGUGUGCAUAGUAACAUGGACACCCUUGAGAGAGCCUUCCCACUUUCUUCUGUCUCUGUUAAUGAUUGCUCCACCAGUUUACGUGCCUUUGAAGACGAGCAGCCGACGACGCUGUCGCCCAAAAAGAAGCAGCGAAAUGGAGGCAUGAGAAAUUCACCCAACUCCUCGCCCAAGCUGAUGCGACAUGAUCCCUUAUUAAUACCUGGCAAUGAACAAGUAGACAACAUGGACUGCAAUGUGAAAAAAUAUGAUUCUACAGGAAUGUUUCAUUGGUGUCCUGCCAAGGAAAUUGACAAAGUUAUUUUGACCCGCAGUGAAGCAGCCAUGACAGUGUUAAGUGGCCAUGUGGUCGUCUGCAUUUUUGGAGACAUGACAUCAGCACUGAUUGGACUAAGAAACUUUGUGAUGCCAUUAAGAGCCAGUAACUUCCACUACCAUGAGCUCAAGCACAUUGUGUUUGUGGGAUCCCUUGAAUAUCUGAGAAGGGAAUGGGAGACAAUGCACAACUUCCCCAAGGUCUCAAUCUUGCCUGGUACACCAUUAAGUCGAGCUGAUUUAAGGGCUGUCAACAUCAACCUCUGCGACAUGUGCGUAAUCCUGUCAGCCAAUCAGAAUAAUAUUGAUGAUACUUCGCUGCAGGACAAGGAAUGCAUCUUGGCGUCACUCAACAUCAAGUCUAUGCAGUUUGAUGACAGCAUUGGGGUCUUGCAGGCUAAUUCCCAAGGAUUUUCACCACCAGGAAUGGACAGAUCAUCGCCAGAUAAUAGCCCAGUUCAUGGCCUCCUACGCCAACCCUCCAUUACAACAGGAAUUGAUAUCCCUAUUAUAACAGAAUUAGCUAAGCCUGGCAAACUUCUGCCUUUGGUUUCAAUCAGUCAGGAAAAAAACAGUGGAACUCACAUUCUAAUGAUAACUGAACUGGUGAAUGAUUCAAAUGUUCAGUUUCUGGACCAAGAUGAUGAUGAUGAUCCUGAUACAGAACUGUAUCUCACACAGCCUUUUGCAUGUGGAACUGCAUUUGCCGUCAGUGUGUUGGAUUCCCUCAUGAGUGCAACAUACUUCAAUGACAAUAUUCUCACACUGAUACGUACUUUGGUAACCGGAGGAGCCACACCGGAGCUAGAGUCGCUUAUUGCUGAGGAGAAUGCACUAAGGGGAGGCUACAGCACACCCCAGACCCUCGCCAACAGGGACAGGUGUCGGGUGGCCCAGCUGGCUUUGCUAGAUGGGCCUUUUGCAGACCUUGGGGAUGGUGGCUGUUACGGGGAUCUGUUUUGUAAAGCUUUGAAAACAUACAAUAUGCUUUGCUUUGGAAUAUACCGAUUGAGAGAUUUCAAUCAAAGCACGCCUAGCCAAUGCACCAAGCGUUUUGUAAUAGCCAAUCCACCUUAUGAGUUUGAACUUGUGCCGACAGACUGGAUCUUCUGUUUGAUGCAGUACGACCACAAUGCUGGCCAGUCCCGGGCUAGUCUCUCCCAUUCUUCCCAUUCCUCUUAUACAUCUAGCAAGAAAAGCUCAUCGGUUCAUUCUAUCCCAGCAACUGCAAACCGUCAGAACCGCACUAAGACCAGGGACUCCCGGGAAAAGCAGAAUGCGACAAGGAUGAAUAGAAUGGGCCAAGCAGAAAAGAAAUGGUUUACAGAUGAGCCAGAAAAUGCCUACCCCAGAAACAUUCAAAUCAAGCCCAUGAGCACACACAUGGCCAAUCAGAUCAAUCAGUAUAAGUCUACAAGCAGCUUGAUACCACCUAUCAGAGAAGUUGAAGAUGAAUGUUGACUCGCAGAAGGCCAGAACAUUUUUUUAAAAAACAGAGAAAAACAAACAAACAAACUGACAGACUUCAUGAAUGGUGAUGUGACAUUUAUUCCUCUUUCAUGCUGAACCACUGGCGGAAAAAGUUACAGAAGGCAAGUGUUUGCCAGAACGCAAAGUAGACAGAAUUUUGUUUGUCUGCCUUUAAUAUUUGCUUCCAUGUAUUUUGGAAACUUAUUUCAUUUAUAAAAGAACAUAAUCAAAGCCGUCAUGUAUAGCCUCUAGCGUUUUAAAUUAUUUUUAUUUAUUAGAAAGAAAAUAUAUUUUUUUCUUUAUUUCAUUGUCAAGUAUUUUCCCUUAACAAAACAGCUGCAAAUGUGGCCAGACUCCAAGAAAAAAAAAAGAGGAAAAAGGGGGGGGGGGGAGAAAGAAAGAAAGAAAGAAAGAAAGAAAGAAAGAAAGAAAGAAAGAAAUUCUAUAUUCCUGAUGCGUUCUAUGUCUUUCAGGAGAAUGAUGGCCACAACUCAAAAGGAAAAAUGUAAUUAAGAGAGACAAAUGUAUUUUAAAAAAAGGUCCACUUGUAUUUUAGUAAAUCAAAGAAGAAGAAGCAAAGAAGAGUUUACUAGAAUGUUUCUUUCCUGAAAGACGUGUAUUUUGUUUAGCAUUGACACCAGCUAUUAAUAAACUGAAGCAUAUUUAUUUUGAAAAAGUGGAAACGUCAUAUUUUUGUAGAAUUAACUUUAUUCUGAAAUUAUGCAUCUGUUUAACACCAUAGCUAAUACAGAUGUUCAUACAGAACAACUUCCUUACAGGUAAUUAUA
This is a messenger RNA of Sceloporus undulatus (fence lizard), 5485 nucleotides long. It is a transcript of the gene KCNMA1, whose product is annotated as potassium calcium-activated channel subfamily M alpha 1. Bases 666 to 4688 code for a protein of 1340 amino acids. NCBI's taxonomy places the organism in Eukaryota, Metazoa, Chordata, Lepidosauria, Squamata, Phrynosomatidae. Gene Ontology annotation, molecular function: large conductance calcium-activated potassium channel activity. The record is from RefSeq and is a predicted model, not a curated record. Gene Ontology annotation, biological process: potassium ion transport; transmembrane transport. Gene Ontology annotation, cellular component: postsynaptic membrane. The transcript has 33 exons.